This is a messenger RNA of Drosophila mojavensis, 546 nucleotides long. RefSeq names its product anaphase-promoting complex subunit 11 (gene lmgA). Gene Ontology annotation, biological process: protein ubiquitination; positive regulation of mitotic metaphase/anaphase transition; anaphase-promoting complex-dependent catabolic process. Lineage: Eukaryota; Metazoa; Arthropoda; Insecta; Diptera; Drosophilidae. The transcript has a single exon. Gene Ontology annotation, cellular component: nucleus; anaphase-promoting complex. The record is from RefSeq and is a predicted model, not a curated record. The coding region runs from base 181 to 438 and encodes 85 amino acids. Gene Ontology annotation, molecular function: zinc ion binding; cullin family protein binding; ubiquitin protein ligase activity.
GAGAAAGAGAGAAAAACCGAAAAACACAUCACUACAGUCGACCUAUUUUCAGGUAGUAGGAGAAAAAAAGCAAUAUUUUGCGGAAAACUCACGAAUCGUAUUUUAACAAAAUACGCAUUAUACAAACAUUGUUAAAGAGCAACCACAUUAGCAUUUAACUGAUAAGCAAAUGUGCGCAAAAUGAAAGUAACAAUCAAGUCAUGGACGGGCGUUGCAUCUUGGCGUUGGAUAGCGAAUGAUGAGAAUUGUGGCAUUUGUCGCAUGUCCUUUGAGAGCACUUGCCCCGAGUGUGCGCUGCCCGGUGACGACUGCCCACUGGUGUGGGGUGUUUGCUCCCAUUGCUUUCACAUGCAUUGCAUUGUCAAGUGGCUGAAUUUGCAACCGUUGAACAAACAGUGUCCAAUGUGCCGCCAAAGCUGGAAAUUCAAUAUACACUAAAAAAAAAAAGCCAAACUAAGCCCGAAACACGAAAAGCAAAGUAAAGAAAGAAAAACAGAGUGCGAGAACGAAUAGAAAAAGAUUACGAGUGCAAGAGAGCGAAAUUCA